AUGGACCUUUCAUCAAACCAUUUCAGUGAAUCAAUUUCAUCUCUGAUUCUACCAAACAAGAUGAUCACUAGUUUGUCUCCAGACAGCGAUCUUGUAUUAGAUCUUCACGAGAACCGACUCCAAGCUCUGCCUACCCAGCUUCCUUACAAGCCUUCCCCAUUUUUGAAGGAGCUAGAUCUUAGUGAUAACGUGUUGCAGGGCCCUAUUCCAAGAUGGAUUGCUCAACUCACGAGUCUAGAAGUCAUUUAUCUUUCUUCCAAUGACUUCAAAGGUAGCAUGGACUUGGACAUGUUCUCAAACUUGACCACUCCUCGUUAUCUUGAUCUAUCUGAUAAUCACUGCCUUUUCCAAAUGCUUCUACACCUCUAUAUAUAUUUGCUUUUUCUGGACCUUCACUCUAACAACAUACAAGGUCCUCCAGUUUUUCCCCAAGAUGCUCAUUUUCUGGAUUACUCAAAUAAUAGUUUCACAUCGAUCAUCCCUGCUGACAUUGGUUCAUACCUCUACAAUGCAGCCUUCUUUACAGUUGCAGGCAAUAAGUUCCAUGGAGAAAUUCCUACAUCAAUUUGCAGUGAAAUUGUACUUGAAGUCCUUGAUCUAUCCAAUAACAAUUUGGAUGGCACAAUACCAAGCUGUCUAGGUAACUUCAGCAGUUCUCUGUCAGUACUAAAUCUAGGUGGGAAUGGUUUGAAGGGAGCCAUGCCUCGGGUUUAUGCAGAAUCAUUAACUAUACUUGUGUUCAACGGAAAUCAAUUAGAAGGAAAGGUGCCGAGCUCUUUGUAUGGUUGUCAAAAAUUGAAGGUUUUAGACCAGGUUAACAACCAGAUAAAUGGUAUUUUUCCGUUCAGGUUGGAGAAUUUACAACAACUGCAAGUUCUCAUCCUGCACUCCAAUAGGUUCUAUGGCCAGAUUAAACAUCCCCGGAUGAGGAAUGCCUUUCCAAUGUUUCAUGUGAUUGACCUAUCUUCCAAUGCCUUCGUAAGCCAGUUGCCCUCUGAGUACUUCCAUACUUAG
Messenger RNA from Vitis riparia (riverbank grape), 1014 nucleotides. RefSeq names its product receptor-like protein 7. The transcript is spliced from 3 exons. Lineage: Eukaryota; Viridiplantae; Streptophyta; Magnoliopsida; Vitales; Vitaceae. The coding region runs from base 1 to 1014 and encodes 337 amino acids. Gene Ontology annotation, molecular function: protein binding. The record is from RefSeq and is a predicted model, not a curated record.